UUUCGUAUUUGCGCACUUUGGUUUUAGAUCAGCGUUAUUCUGUGAUUUUACCUUGUUUAUCCUGAUAAUUCUACUCGCGAUGGCUAAAAGGGUCCCAGAUAGGUGGAGAGAAUAUGACCCGUGCAAGUGGAUUCCCAUCAAAGAUGAACGAAUCAUUGCAUUUAAAACGCCACUAUCUAAAAAAUUCGAUCACGAGCAGCCAGAUGAUGAUGGAAUUCUAGAAUCAGAAAGAUUCACUCCAACAGAUCUUGUUGAUGGCUUAGCAGAGAAAGGGUUUUGUCUUGGACUAGUUGUUGAUUUUACUUUCACUAAACGAUACUAUGAUCCCCAGGAAUUUAAAAAGAAAGGUAUACUGUACAAUAAAAUGAUGUGUCCUGGUCACAAGAUUCCUGAUGAAAAAGAUGUUAAAAGGUUUGAAUAUGAGGUGCACUCAUUUCUUGAAAAGAAUAAGAAUGGAAGUAUUGUUGGUGUUCACUGUACACAUGGCGUCAAUAGAACUGGUUACAUGGUUUGUAGAUAUCUCAUAGAUUGCCGUGGUUAUCAACCAGAUGAUGCAAUAAAAGCUUUUCAUGAAUCAAGAGGAUACCCAGUAGAAAGAGAAAACUAUUUGGAGGAUCUCAAGUCAAGGACUCCAGGUCAAGGGGUUAACUUUGAACCAGGAAUUGAAGAUCAAGCUUGUGAUAAUGAAAGAACGAACGGAAGACAAAGUGUUUGGGAAAGAAUAGAUCUUCCACCUCGGAGACAAAGAAACUUCAAUCCACGAUCAAGCAGGGACUAUGAAAGUGUAGGAAGGAGCAGUACUUAUCACCAUGACUCUAGCUGGAGAGAUAGGCAAUACAGAUUUUCAAAUGACAGAUCUCAUCAAAGACCAUCAAGUGGAUCUUUCCAUAACAGAGCACCCUCUCAUAAUUUUGAUAUGCCUCCUUGGUCACCAUAUGGCCAUAGAAAUAGUUACUAUGACAAUGGUCCUAGAGAUAAUUGUUACUAUGACAACAGACUUGGAGACAAUAGUCUUAGAGACAGUUACUAUGACGACAGCUUCAGAGACAGUAACUAUGGUAACAGAUCCUCAUAUCAAAGAGAUUAUGGGCAUUAUAAUCAAAGAGGAUUUGAUAAUGAUUAUUCAAGUGAUUAUAUGUCAAGAAAUACUGGACAAUAUCCCAGGAAUAUAAGGUAUCAACCUUACUCAGAGGAAGGGCGUCAUAUUAAUAGACAGUGGCAAAGAUAAAGUGAAAGGAUUUUUUAUGUCUGGACAAUGUUUUUGGACAGUCAUGUCAGUCUCGUGAAAUCUACUCCUGGCAAUAUUUGUUACAAUUAAUGUUUAUAAAAUGUGCUGAAAUAGUUUUAAUUCAUUUUAGGGGAAAUUUAAUAAAAGUUUAAUAUGAUAUCUAUUAA
Exaiptasia diaphana is the source of this 1395-nucleotide messenger RNA. RefSeq names its product RNA/RNP complex-1-interacting phosphatase. The record is from RefSeq and is a predicted model, not a curated record. Lineage: Eukaryota; Metazoa; Cnidaria; Anthozoa; Actiniaria; Aiptasiidae. Gene Ontology annotation, biological process: protein dephosphorylation. The transcript is spliced from 9 exons. Bases 80 to 1228 code for a protein of 382 amino acids. Gene Ontology annotation, molecular function: polynucleotide 5'-phosphatase activity; protein tyrosine/serine/threonine phosphatase activity.